CUUAUCGCCGCCUUUGCCAAUUACAUGUGUCUCGUUUACAGUUGGCAGAUAAAUUCCAUGUUCCAUAUUUCGGCGAAACCGCGCCACAUUAAUCUAGUCGACAAAUCGUGACAAAUUGCACAUAAUUUCGCGCUUGUGUUUUUUUUUACAUCUCCAAAGCGAUCGGCCAGACUGGCAGUUGCCCAGACGUCGUAUUACCAAUCAGUCGCUUUGGGCUUACCUCCAGUUUUCUGUCCCAUCACCUGUGCUCAGUGUAUUUGCAUGUUUGUAAAUAUUAGUAAAACCUGUGCAACAUGACCCGCAGCAGGUCGUGGACCUUGCCCCGCCUCUCGCAGUCGAGUGUGUCCACCACUUAUAGCCUCCUGGGAUCCGUCCGGCUCACCUAUGCCGUGUGUGCUUUCAUAGCCACCAGCCUGCACGCCGCCAUACGCAACAUGCUCGGCCUGAUCAUCUUGAGGAUGGUCAAGUCCCGGCCGGAGGAUGCUCUGCAACAGGCUCUGCAGGCGGCGAGCAAUGUCACAACUUCCAGCCGGUGCAGUGGCUCUCGGAUUGGGUUUAACAGCGCGAUCCAUGUAGAGGAUCUCUUACAGACUGGCGACUUACCAUGGUCUCGCAACCAGGAGCUGGCAUUUCCCGGAGUAUACUACUAUGGCUAUGUGGUUUCCAUUCUGCUAUCCGGUUACCUGGCAGACCGAUGCAGCAGCAAGACGCUAUUGAUGGUAUCCCUAAUCUGCCAGGCGGUAGCUUACAUCCUCCUUCCCGUAAUGGCCCAUUACAGCUUCGAGGCGGCUGUGAUCGAUCUGGUGGUGUGCGGCCUGCUGGCGGGCUGCGGCAAUCCGUCGCUAUACAAGCUGUUCGUCACCUGGGCCCAUCCCACGGAGCGGACGGCGCUGCUGUCGUUCGCCUACAGCGGCAUGUUGGUGGGAGCCAUGGUAGUAUUCCCGGUGGCCGGCUAUCUCAGCAACUUUGGAUGGGAACUGUCCUUCUUUGUGGUGGGUUCAGUGGCUCUUCUCUUCGGCAUUGCCUGCAACUGGCUCAUCUAUGAUACCUUGGAUCAGCAUCCCCGCAUUUCGAAUGAGGAGGUGGCCUACCUCAGACAGGGAAAGAGUCCUCCAGAGCCUCAUGCACCGCAGGUGGUGAGUGUUCCCUGGAAGAGCCUGCUGAGCGCUCUGCCGGCAUACGCUUUCGUUUUGACCCACGUGUUCCACUGCUACACCUUUCUGGUGCUCUCGCUGCUAAUGCCCCGAUUCAUGAGCGAAGCCAUGGAGUACGACCUGAAAGAGGUGGGCUUCCUAUCCGCGGCCCCAUAUCUGGGCGGGCUGUGCUCGAAGGUGGUGUGCAUUCUGGGAGGCAGCUACUUGGAGCGACGCUUCGGCCCGGAUCAGAGCUGCAUGCGACGGACACUAUACGGAAUCUGCAGCAUCCUAACGACUUUAUUUCUGGGUAUUAUUAUCCUGGCUGAUUGCGGAAACAAGACGCUGGUCCUGCUCAUGUUUAUACUCCUGAUGGCGUCCACGGACAUGGGAUUCAGUGGCUAUUGGCCCACACUGCUCUACUUUGCCCCCUCCUUCGCGGGUUUACUUUCCGGAUUGGCCAAUGCUCUGGCUCAUCUGACCGGAUUUCUGGCUCCAUAUCUCGUCGCCGCCCUGGUGCACACCGGCAGCAAGGAGGAGUGGAAUGUGGUGCUGAUGACUCUCAUAGCAUUCAACACGCUGGCUAUGCUUGUGUUUGGACUAUGUAGCAGUACCAGACUGCAGCCCUGGGAUCCACGCAACGGCGAUACGCAUGAGAGAUCUGCGUCUGCCAAAGAAAAUAUCAGUUAGCCCUUUGCCGCAUAUUUAUAAAUUGUUUUAUCGUGUGUGAGUUUAAAAAGCCCGCCGAAAUGCGUGUUCUAAUCGAUACCUAUCGACUAGAGAUGUGCAUGUGAAAUUAGAUAUAUCGUGUCACGGUUAUUGUAAUUUAAAUAUUUAAAUGCUAAAAAAUAAUUAUAUUCUUCAGAAGAAUUGAUAACAGCCAACAGCAAAUGUUUUAAAAAAUAAAUAGUACUGUCUUUAUAAAAUGUCCACUGUUUAAGUUAAAAAAAAAUUAAAUAAAAUUAUAAAUUUCUUCAUACAUAUAA
This is a messenger RNA of Drosophila kikkawai, 2119 nucleotides long. Its product is annotated as sialin. Gene Ontology annotation, molecular function: transmembrane transporter activity. Gene Ontology annotation, biological process: transmembrane transport; monoatomic anion transport. The record is from RefSeq and is a predicted model, not a curated record. Lineage: Eukaryota; Metazoa; Arthropoda; Insecta; Diptera; Drosophilidae. Gene Ontology annotation, cellular component: plasma membrane.